Messenger RNA from Atta colombica, 1375 nucleotides. RefSeq names its product exodeoxyribonuclease (gene Rrp1). NCBI's taxonomy places the organism in Eukaryota, Metazoa, Arthropoda, Insecta, Hymenoptera, Formicidae. Gene Ontology annotation, cellular component: nucleus. Gene Ontology annotation, molecular function: DNA binding; phosphoric diester hydrolase activity; DNA-(apurinic or apyrimidinic site) endonuclease activity. Bases 203 to 1264 code for a protein of 353 amino acids. Gene Ontology annotation, biological process: base-excision repair. The transcript has 8 exons. The record is from RefSeq and is a predicted model, not a curated record.
UGAAGUUGCAUAGGCUGUGUCGUGUCAUUGCGUCCCUUCCGGUUACGCGUACGGAUAUUAUUCAGUGUCUUCCACUUGCAGUAUCGAUGUUAUUAAGUUGAAAGAUUAUUUAGAAGCAUUGAUACAACUUGCUAACCAUUAGACAUUAAUACUGUUUAUAUCUUGCACAGUAUUCUCUCUUCACAAACAGCAAAGUUUCAGCAUGCCACGAAAACAAAGUUCAAAACCAAAGGCUGAUUCUCCCAAAGCUAAACCCGGUAAGAAAACACAAAAAUUAAAUGAAAAUGGAAUUUCAAAUAAAAAGCGUGUAAAUGAUACAAAUGAUGAACCUGCUCCAAAGAGGACAAAAAUUGAUUCAAAGGCAUCAAAAAGCACUGAUGAUUCAUCUACCUCAAAGAAGGUGAAAAAUGAACCCAAGCAAAUGAAAAAUAAGACAGACACAAAUUUGGAUGAAAUAGAUUUUGGAUGUACAAAGUCAAAUCAGGAAGGAAAGAAGCAUAAUCUGAAGAUCUGUACAUGGAAUGUCUCUGGGAUCAGGGCUGUAAUUAAGAAACAUGGACUCGACUAUAUUAUCAAAGAAGAUGCAGAUAUAAUUGCUUUGCAAGAAACAAAAUGUGACAAGGGUAAAAUGCCAGACGAAGUCAAAUUGCCAGGAUAUCAUCACUAUUUUCUUGACAGUAAGAAACCAGGUUAUUGUGGAGUUGCUUUGUUCAGCAAAGAAAAACCGAUUUCUGUGAAAUAUGGUUUAAAUGAUUCUACCUUUGAUACCGAGGGUAGAAUUAUCACGGUGGAGUUCCCAGAAUUUUUCGUGAUCAACGUUUAUGUGCCAAAUGCUGGACAGAAGUUGGUGACAUUACCAAAACGAUUGGAGUGGAAUAAAUUAUUCAAAAAACAUAUUAAAGAAUUAGAUCAAAAGAAACCUGUUAUUAUAUGCGGUGACAUGAAUGUAGCUCAUCAAGAAAUUGAUUUAAAAAAUCCCAAAACAAAUACUAACAAUGCUGGAUUUACUGAAGAAGAACGAGAUGAUAUGACUGAUUUCUUAGCUGCCGGGUUUAUAGAUACAUUUAGAUCAUUGUAUCCUGAAACAGAGGGUGCAUAUACAUUUUGGUCGUAUUUUGCCAAUGCACGUAGUAAGAACAUUGGAUGGCGACUAGAUUACUUCUUGAUAUCAGAACGGAUUAAAAAUAAAGUGUGCGAUAAUAUUAUAAGGAAGGAUGUUUACGGCAGCGAUCAUUGUCCUGUAAUACUUUACAUCAAUUUGUAAUUUGUAAUAAUAAUAAACAUUUAACACGUUCCAAUGCAUGAAAUCAUCAAAACGAAAUUUUUCUCAUGUGUGAAUGCAAAUAUAUAUGAAUGAUUACAUUAUUUUAAAUAA